AUGAGAGAAAAGCUGACCCACCUCCAGUUUGAGCUUCAGCCUUUCUCAAGCAGGGCUUUGGUGCCUGUUGUUCCAUACAGGGCCCACAGGUGCCCGCAAGUCCCAGGGGAUCCCCUCGCUCAUCAGGUUCCCCAGGAAGCAGGAAGGUCACGCUGGGUGGGCUCAGUCUUCCAACAUCCCAGGCAGGUCCACUUCUCAUUAAAAAAAAAAAAAAAUGGGGAUGGCAUUGCCUUGUGGUACACCUGGGACCGCAUGGUGCCAGGGUCUGUGCUUGGAAGCAAAGACAACUUCCAUGGCUUAGCCAUCUUCCUGGACAUGUAUCCCAAUGAUGAGACCACGGAGCAGGUGUGGUACAUCUCUGUGAUGGUGAACAACCGCUCCCUGUCCUAUGACCACAGCAAGGACCGACGCUGGACUGAGCUGGCGGGAUGCACUGCUGACUUACGCAACCGCAACCAUGAUACCUUCCUGGCCCUGCACUACUACUGGGGCCGCCUUAUGGUGAUGACUGACCUGGAGGACAAGAAUGAGUGGAAGAACUGCAUCGACAUCAUGGGUGUUCGCCUCCCCACUGGCUACUACUUUGGAGCCUUGGCUGGCACUGGCGACCUGUCUGAAAAUCAGGACAUCAUCUCCAUGAAACUGUUCCAGCUCAUGGUGGAGCACACGCUCGCUGAGGAGAAUAUGGACCAGACCAAGAUCGAGCCCAGCAUCAACUUCCUCAAGUCGCCCAAAGACAAUGUGGACGACCGGAGGGGGAACUUCCACAGCGGGCCCCUGACAGGGUGGCGGGUGUUCCUGCUCCUGCUGUGUGUGCUCCUGGGCAUCAUCGUGCGUGCCGUGGUGGGGGCCCUGGUGUUUCAGAAGUGGCAGGAGCGGAACAAGCGUUUCUACUGA
Molecule: messenger RNA, 897 nt
Organism: Phacochoerus africanus (Common warthog)
Lineage: Eukaryota; Metazoa; Chordata; Mammalia; Artiodactyla; Suidae
Product: vesicular integral-membrane protein VIP36-like
Biological process (GO): endoplasmic reticulum to Golgi vesicle-mediated transport; endoplasmic reticulum organization; Golgi organization
Cellular component (GO): endoplasmic reticulum-Golgi intermediate compartment; COPII-coated ER to Golgi transport vesicle; endoplasmic reticulum membrane
Molecular function (GO): D-mannose binding
Source: RefSeq, a predicted model, not a curated record